This is a messenger RNA of Nelumbo nucifera (sacred lotus), 1746 nucleotides long. RefSeq lists its product as uncharacterized. The record is from RefSeq and is a predicted model, not a curated record. NCBI's taxonomy places the organism in Eukaryota, Viridiplantae, Streptophyta, Magnoliopsida, Proteales, Nelumbonaceae.
UGUAACUUCCCGAAGAUCUGGUUUAUCCGUUCUCCCGCAACUUCCUGUUUCUUUCAUAUUCUGUCUAGUAUAUUCAACGCCGCUUUCAGAAAAUCAUUUUAAUAGUCAAAGAAAACAGAAGAAAAGCUUCCCUGUAGGCUGCCGCCACGAGCCGAGGUUUCACCUGCUUACAGCAUCCGGUGUUACAGGGAUAUUCAACGGAACGGUGGUGAAAGUCGACUCCAAUUUUAUUCUCAUGGAAAAAUUUGCUACGUAACCAUUAGGGGUUCCCUUAUUCUUGCAUCGGAGUUUUUUGCAUUCCAUCUUUUCUCAACUUUUCAUUGAAUUUGGUUGGCCAAUUCCAAACAUUGAAAUCUCGAGUGGAUUGAGAGGGUCAACUGGGCUAAUGAAUCUCCAAAAGUUGAUAGUUUGAUAGGAUUUCGCCCCCUCGAAUAUUUCCUUUUGAUUUUGCUAAUGUUAUUUUGAUUGUAUUUAAGUUAGAUAGUAUGUGCAUAGCUGUGUUUGUUUGGCAAGAUCACCCUCUCUAUCCAUUUCUUCUCUUGCUCAACAGAGAUGAAUAUCAUAACAGGCCUACGAAACCAAUAUCAUGGUGGGAAGGUUGUAAAAUAAUGGGUGGAAGAGAUGAGCGUGCAGGGGGAACAUGGCUAGCCUGUACAAGAGAAGGAAAGUUGGCGUUUCUAACAAAUGUACUCGAACUUAACCCUGUCCCCGAAGCAAAGAGCAGAGGUGACUUGCCUGUGCGUUUCUUGGAGAGCAGCAAGAGUCCCCUGGAGUUUGCAGAGGAAGUGGCAGAGGAAGCAGAUCAGUAUAAUGGGUUCAACCUAAUAUUAACAGAUUUUUGUUCCAAAGCUAUGGUUUAUAUAUCUAACAGACCAAAAGGAAAGCCUGUUUCCAUUGAAGUGGUUUCACCAGGUAUUCAUGUGCUCUCAAAUGCAAGGCUUGACUCCCCAUGGCAUAAGGCACAGCGGUUGGGUCAGAAUUUCAAAGAACUGCUAUGUAAAUAUGGCAAAGAUGAAGUCCCUGUAAAGGAGAUGGUUGAACAAUUGAUGAAGGAUACAGUUAAAGCAGAUCAAAACAAGCUACCACGAAUCCGCUCCCUCGAGUGGGAAUUCAAUACAAGUUCCAUUUUUGUAGAAGUAGACACUUCAUUGGGGCGUUAUGGAACUAGAAGCACUGCAGCAGUGUCUGCGAAAGAAAGUGGGGAAGUAAGCAUUUUUGAGAGAUAUCUUGAAAAAGAAAUUUGGAAAGAGCACUCUCUAAAAUUCGAGAUAGAGAAGGCGCACUAGAUUGAGUUGGUGAGGUCAAUUCUUGAUCCAACUUAUAUUGCUAAGAAUAAAAGCAGUAACUUUGGUCUACAGCAGGGGUCGGUCACCAGUACAGUUAUCGCUGUCAGGUAUUCUUGGCAUGCCUUGAGAGGGUUAAUGUUUAUAUGUUCUACUCUGUCAUUUCUGUAAUAUGUGAUUCUUUAAAAGUUACCUGCAUCAUCAGGGAUACUGCCGAUGAUGCUGGACUGAGUCUGAGAGAGGGUUUGGCUGUUGCACACAUUUGAGAUGGCUGUGUAUGCAUUACAACUUGAUCUGCUUGAGACUGAACCUUGCUGAUCAAAAUCAAGCCCAAGCUGUGGUUGGUUUGGGUUAACGCCUCAGGCGGUCCAGCUCAGUCUGAGUCAAACUAUAUUGUUAGUUAUUUGUGAGCAAUAAUUUUUGUAAUGCUCCAUAGACAUUGCUAAAUUUCCGUUCGGAUUUA